Molecule: messenger RNA, 1353 nt
Organism: Triticum turgidum subsp. durum (durum wheat)
Lineage: Eukaryota; Viridiplantae; Streptophyta; Magnoliopsida; Poales; Poaceae
Source: the annotation of a GenBank genome assembly
AUGAGGGAGAUCAUCAGCAUCCACAUCGGCCAGGCCGGGAUCCAGGUCGGCAACGCCUGCUGGGAGCUCUACUGCCUCGAGCACGGCAUCCAGCAGGAUGGCACCAUGCCCAGUGAUACCACGGUCGGGGUUGCACACGAUGCGUUCAACACGUUCUUCAGUGAGACCGGUGCGGGCAAGCAUGUGCCGAGGGCCAUCUUUGUCGACCUUGAGCCCACUGUCAUCGAUGAGGUGCGCACCGGUGCGUACCGCCAGCUCUUCCACCCGGAGCAGCUCAUCUCUGGCAAGGAGGAUGCCGCUAACAACUUCGCCCGUGGCCACUACACUGUUGGAAAGGAGAUUGUAGAUCUAUGUCUGGAUCGUGUACGCAAAUUGGCAGACAAUUGCACCGGGCUGCAGGGAUUCUUGGUGUUCAAUGCUGUCGGUGGUGGAACUGGAUCAGGACUGGGCUCUCUGUUGUUGGAGCGCCUCUCGGUUGAUUAUGGCAAGAAAUCUAAGCUUGGUUUCACCAUUUACCCUUCCCCGCAGGUCUCGACAGCUGUUGUGGAACCAUACAACAGUGUCCUCUCCACUCACUCUUUGCUUGAGCACACCGACGUUGCGGUCCUCCUAGAUAACGAGGCUAUCUAUGACAUAUGCCGGAGGUCUCUUGACAUCGAGAGGCCAACCUACACCAACUUGAACAGGCUGAUAUCACAGAUCAUAUCCUCACUUACCACCUCGCUGAGGUUCGAUGGUGCCAUCAAUGUGGAUGUCACAGAGUUCCAGACCAACCUCGUCCCUUACCCACGUAUCCAUUUCAUGCUUUCGUCGUAUGCCCCUGUUAUCUCUGCCGAGAAGGCUUACCAUGAGCAGCUCUCUGUGCCUGAAAUCACCAAUGCUGUCUUUGAGCCCUCAAGCAUGAUGGCCAAGUGUGACCCUAGGCAUGGCAAAUAUAUGGCCUGCUGCUUGAUGUACCGUGGUGAUGUUGUUCCCAAGGACGUCAAUGCCGCAGUCGCAACCAUCAAAACCAAGAGAACUGUCCAGUUCGUCGACUGGUGCCCUACCGGGUUCAAGUGUGGCAUCAACUACCAGCCACCCUCCGUUGUCCCCGGCGGCGACCUGGCAAAGGUUCAGCGGGCCGUGUGCAUGAUCAGCAACAACACUGCCGUUGCCGAAGUGUUCUCGCGCAUCGACCACAAGUUCGACUUGAUGUACGCCAAGCGCGCGUUCGUGCACUGGUACGUCGGCGAGGGCAUGGAGGAAGGUGAGUUCUCGGAGGCCCGUGAGGACUUGGCCGCUCUCGAGAAGGACUACGAGGAGGUUGGCGCCGAAGGCGCAGACGAUGAGGGCGACGAGGGGGAUGACUACUAA